Molecule: messenger RNA, 2165 nt
Organism: Anthonomus grandis grandis
Lineage: Eukaryota; Metazoa; Arthropoda; Insecta; Coleoptera; Curculionidae
Product: peptide transporter family 1-like
Exons: 12
Coding region: 97-2091 (664 amino acids)
Biological process (GO): transmembrane transport; oligopeptide transport
Cellular component (GO): membrane
Molecular function (GO): dipeptide transmembrane transporter activity
Source: RefSeq, a predicted model, not a curated record
GUUGACAAGAAGGUCUAAUAUUUACAUAAGCUGGAUAGCAUGGAAAACCAUUUUUUUCUCCAUACAGUCUGAUCUUUAUUACAAAGUGAACAGAAAAUGAACCCUCCCAAUGAAAAUGAAAUAAGUCCUGAGAAAAUCCCUUUUCCAAAGGGAGUGUUCUUUAUAUUUGCCCAUACAUUCUUAGAAAGAUUUGCGUUUUACAGCAUUAGGGGAGUUAUGGCUUUGUACUUUACCAACAUCUUAGGAUACCAAGAACCGAUAGCAAAAUCGAUUUACCAUUGCGCGGUUGUCUGCGCCUAUUUUUUCCCUUUGGUGGGUGGCCUGAUAUCCGACAGCUGGUUGGGGAAGUUUAAAACCAUUUUCUGGAUCAUGGUCUUUUAUACCGGAGGAAUUCUUUUAAUAGGAUUAGCAUCGAUCGAUCCAUUAAAGUUACCAAAACGUCCUUUAACCAUUUUCGCUUUUGUUAUUAUCGCUUUUGGUACUGGAGGAGUCAAACCGUGUCAGUCUGCUUUUGGAGGCGAUCAGUUUAUUCUACCACAGCAAGACGAACAAUCCAAGCGUUACUUUUCCAUUCUCUACUUCUUCAUCAAUGUGGGCAGCUUCAGUGGAAACUUCUUAAGUCCUUACUUGAAAACGGAGCUUACAUGUUUCAAUAAUACCAGCUGUUAUCCGCUGUCCUUUGGAACUUCCUUGGGCUUGUUAGUGCUUUCUCUAGUUAUUUUUGUCCUGGGCCAUCCAUUUUACCGCAUAAACGAGCCAGAGGGAAACAUUCUCGUCAACGUCACUAAAUGCAUAACGUAUGCCAUCUUCCAUAAGAAGCACGACCCUCCAGUAGACCAUUGGUUAGAUAGGGCAGAACCGAAAUACGGACGUCAGAUUGUAGAUGAUAUUAAAUCACUGAUGAGAAUCCUGCUGCUAUUUAUACCUUUACCGCUGUUUUCCGCCCUGUUUGAUCAAUUAGGUUCAGGCUGGACCUAUCUGGCAACCAGAAUGGAUGGGGAUAUUAGUGACCAGUACACGAUCAUCCCUGACCAAAUGCAGGUACUAAAUCCUGUCCUGGCCUGUCUUCUGAUACCGUUACUGAAUUACGUCAUAUAUCCGCUAUUCAAGAAGUGUAACUUCCUCAGAACCCCCCUAAAGAAAAUGGUUGUUGGAGGAAUGUUGGCAGCGGUGUCGUUUUUUAUGUCUGCUGUCAUCGCUUUAAUCGUGGAAAGUACUUUUCCAGUACCACCUGGAACCGGAGAAGCGCAAUUGCGUAUUUAUGACGUUACAGAUUGCAGCUACCAGUUUACGUCCACACAUAGUAACUUGCCAAAAGUAAAUAUAAGUGAAGGCUAUUAUGUAAAUAAGCAUGUAUAUAUGACUGGUAGCCGGAUUAUGAUAAAUUUCACAUUUACUCCUGCUACAGACAGUUGCGACUCACAGACUUAUUCAUUGACUAUGAAGGAACAAACAGCAUAUGGCAUUUACGUAAAAAGAGGUGUAAUCUCUCACUUUAUUGAUGACGUGGAUAAAAGCACGUCAGGAUUCCCUUUAGUGAGGACUAUGAUAACAGGAAAUGGAAAUUUUCUCACCUACAAGCAUAUUAAGCAUGGCAACACUAUAAAGGUGUUCGAUGGCAUCCUCGUUAAAAUGCCUUAUGCCGGCAACCAUGUGAUAUCCGGUUUUCAUGGAAAACUUGUGAAUUUUAAGUUAGGUGGCACCUACACCGUUAUUGCAAAAAAAGAACCACAAAGCGUCAAAGUAAUAGUAGUAUCGUCGCCAAACUCCAUACACAUUUUAUGGCUACUGCCUCAAUACGUGGUAAUAACGCUAGGGGAACUUUUCUUCUAUGUUACUGGAUGGGAGUUCGCUUACGAGGAAUCUCCCACUUCCAUGAAAGCAGUCGUGACGGCUUGUUUUCUCCUUACCAGCGCUUUUGGUAAUUUGAUCAUAGUGAUUAUUGAAUUGAUUGGAGUUUCUGAAAAACAGUCUAACAACUUCUUUUUAUAUGCGGGACUAAUGGUGUUCACGAUGUUGGUGUUUAUGGUUUUAUCAAUGAGAUAUAAAUAUACGAAUGAGGAAUACGCCGGAAGAUCCAAUCCAGACUAAUAAAGAUUUCAAUAGAUUUAUUGAAAUUCCAUUGUUUUUAACUUAUAGUAUUAUAUUAGCUAUAUGCAGGAAUA